CAUACCACUUCACCGGACUGGAAUCGUCAACUACCGGCAGUUAGGUUACCCGGGCAGGUAUAACUCGUGGAGAUGCAGAAUGUCAUGUUAGGGGGUACGUUAUCAUAACCGAUGGGGGAGAGUGUUGGGGCCUUGUCCCAAGUACCGUACGUUAUGAUAAGUGCAAACACGCUUGACCAACACCGAUAAUCUACCUAUCAUACCGGUAUUCAUUCAGCCAACUCGACUCCACCGCUUCCAAGCCGAACUAUGGCAUCCCCCACAUAUGCUAUAUAUGCACGGCACAGCGCGGAAAACAAAAACAAAAGUACCAAAACACCGUCCCUACCCGAGCCAGUCAACUCCCCCCCAACUAACUAACCUUUUCCAACUGUUCCUGAUAUCAUAACCACCGUACAAAGCCCCCCAACAACCUCCAAUCCAAAUGCCCCAAACAACAAGUCCAAUCCUAAUCUCAAUAACCGGCGGUGAAGCCGCUGGAAAAAAGGCCGUCCAGGCGGGACUAAAGUCCCGCCUGCUAUCCCUGAACGGCGAACUGAAGAUAUCGACGCUGCACAUGGCCGACUACGCACUCCCGCCACUGCUGCCGUGCACGGGGACGGCGGCGGAAGGGGCGAAGAGGUACGAUCUUGAGCGGUUGGCGGGGGAAUUGGAAGGCAUCGUUCGCGGGGAUGUGGAGGAGGCGGAAGUGGACGUGGUCAUUGCGGAGGGGCGGUACAUGCUCUGCUGUUCGCGGUUGGUGGAGGUUGCUGGUGUGAAGAUAUUCGUGGAUUGCGAUUCGGACGUUAGGCUUGCGCGGAAGGUGAUACGUGAGUCGGGAACGCGAUCCCUCGAUCGUAUUCUUGACGAGUACGUUCGCAAGAGUAAGCCCGCUUUUGAGCAGGCUAUUCUCCCCACAAAGCAUAUCUCGGAUAUCAUCCUCCCGGCCGGCGCCGAGGGUCCUGGGCUCGAUCUUAUCGCCCAUGGUAUCAUGGACGACCUCAAGCGGAAGAGGGGCCGUCAGAGUUUGCCCGGCAUAUUGGCCAGUGUUUCGCACUUGCAGUUGCCAUUGACCUUGAGUGAGGUGGAUUUGACGACGGGGGCACCGAGUUAUUACCAAACCGUUUAAUGGGGAAGUGAGAGUCUGGCUUUUUUUGUUGGUUUGAGGUGGUGGUCAGUUUAUAGGCGCUUUGCUCUUC
This is a messenger RNA of Tuber melanosporum (Perigord truffle), 1178 nucleotides long. RefSeq lists its product as uncharacterized. Gene Ontology annotation, molecular function: ATP binding; kinase activity. Gene Ontology annotation, cellular component: cytoplasm. The transcript is spliced from 4 exons. Lineage: Eukaryota; Fungi; Ascomycota; Pezizomycetes; Pezizales; Tuberaceae. Bases 425 to 1108 code for a protein of 227 amino acids. The record is from RefSeq and is a predicted model, not a curated record.